AUGAUGCGACCUUGGUUGCUUACCCUGUUGUUAGCUGCGCAAAGCAGUGCGGUGGUCCGUUUCCACUGCUCUCAGUUGGUGGUUGAAAGGCUCGACCCUCUGGUCAACCCAGGCUCCAUCCCCUCGAGCCAUGUUCAUCAAAUCGUCGGCGGGAAUGCCUUCAAUGCGACAAUGGACCCUAGCAGGGACCUACCCGCAGAGUCGAGUUGCACAACCUGUCAGUUCGCCGAUGACUUCUCCAACUACUGGACAGCGGUCCUCUACUUUCGGGCACAAAACGGCAGCUACAAACGGGUCCCCCAGCUAGGCAAUAACCAGUUCGAGACGGCUCGGGGCGGCCUCACCAUCUACUACAUGCAAGAUGCCAUCUACGACCAGGCCCAAAAAUCCAAAGUCAAGGCCUUCCAGCCGGGCUUCCGCAUGUUCGUCGGCGACAUCAACGCGCGCAACCUCACCGCAGCCAGCCACUUCCGCCAGCUGACCUACGUGUGCAUGGACACAUGGACAAGCCGGGCCCCAGAAACCAUGGCCUUCCCGACGCGCCCCUGCCCCGAGGGCAUCAUGACCUCGCUGCGCUUCCCGACCUGCUGGGACGGCAAGAACCUCGACAGCCCCGACCACCGCGCCCACAUGAGCUACCCGGCGUCGGGCACCUUCGAGAGCGGCGGGCCGUGCCCCGCGACGCAUCCCGUGCGCGUCGCGCAGGUCAUGUACGAGGUGGUAUGGGAUACGAAGCGGUUUGAGGGGCUGGAGUGGCCGGCUGAUGGGAGGAGCCCGUUCGUGUGGUCGUUUGGGGAUGUGACGGGGUACGCGACGCAUGGGGAUUAUGUGUUUGGGUGGAGGGGGGAUGCGUUGCAGAGGGUGUUGGAUGCGCCGUGUUGGUUUGAUACCAAUUGUGCGAAGGAGUCGAACUCUACGCUGCAGUCGAUCGAGGCCAUGAACAGCUGCUCGCAAGAGAGGGUCGUUGACGAGGAUAUUGAUGGAUGGCUGGACGAGCUUCCGGGGGGGUUCCAGGCAGACCAUGGCGAUGGUGAGAUGUAA
Molecule: messenger RNA, 1041 nt
Organism: Chaetomium globosum CBS 148.51
Lineage: Eukaryota; Fungi; Ascomycota; Sordariomycetes; Sordariales; Chaetomiaceae
Exons: 5
Coding region: 1-1041 (346 amino acids)
Source: RefSeq, a predicted model, not a curated record